Aspergillus tanneri is the source of this 288-nucleotide messenger RNA. RefSeq lists its product as uncharacterized. The record is from RefSeq and is a predicted model, not a curated record. The transcript has 2 exons. The coding region runs from base 1 to 288 and encodes 95 amino acids. NCBI's taxonomy places the organism in Eukaryota, Fungi, Ascomycota, Eurotiomycetes, Eurotiales, Aspergillaceae.
AUGGACCAGCCAGCACCCUGGGGUAAUUGUCUCGCCGCGGCCAUUUCGAGCACUUUUAAGCCCAGCGAGCCGGACACGAUCCUCAUCGAAAGGCAACUGAGAGAGGACACUGGGCAUGACCGUCUUUGCGUUUCCCGUAUGGUGAGCUUAGAUCUUCUGAAUGAUCCCGACAGAAGUCCCAUCUGCGAUCGCAUGGGACGUGCCGAAGGCCAGGAGGCCACCGUCAAUGAAACUCGCACGGGCCACGAAGACUGGGCUAUCGUCGGCGACGACUGGCGACACCGGUAA